This is a messenger RNA of Paramecium primaurelia, 537 nucleotides long. Lineage: Eukaryota; Ciliophora; Oligohymenophorea; Peniculida; Parameciidae. The record is from the annotation of a GenBank genome assembly.
AUGAAAGUUAGUAACUAUGCUUCUAACUCAAAUAACUUCAAACUUAAAAUUUUCUUGAAAUCCUAAUCUAAGGGGGAGUCCUCAUCCUAAUAUACAAUUUUAAAUUCCUAGAAGUUCGUUUUUGACGAUGAUGAAAAAAAUCAUAGAACACCUAAACCUGUAAUUCUUUAUGAUGAUACCUCAGAUCGGCAUAAGUCCACUACAAAUUCAUCAACGUCUACCCAUUUAAGGAAAUUAACUAAAAGGAUGACACAGUCAACAGAUUCAGAAAUAAAUGCAGAAAAUCCUAACUCAUUUUAUUAAAUUCUUGAUAGUUAUAAUGACUAAUAUCUGAAUUUACCUUUCAACAAAGAUAGAAAUCAUUCUUAAGAAAAAACUACUAAAAAAAUUUAAAGGUUAUAUACAGAACAAACUGAAACUAAAACAAUCAAAUAAAAACCACUAAAAUAAUAUUAAACUUACUCCAAACACUAAAAUACCAUUAGUGUAAAAUAAAAAUUAAUAAAAUCCUGUAAAAAAAAUGUCUAACUAUUCUGA